Messenger RNA from Pseudopodoces humilis (Tibetan ground-tit), 2252 nucleotides. It is a transcript of the gene ULK3, whose product is annotated as unc-51 like kinase 3. Lineage: Eukaryota; Metazoa; Chordata; Aves; Passeriformes; Paridae. Gene Ontology annotation, molecular function: protein serine/threonine kinase activity; ATP binding. Gene Ontology annotation, cellular component: cytosol; autophagosome; phagophore assembly site membrane. Gene Ontology annotation, biological process: reticulophagy; autophagosome assembly; autophagy of mitochondrion. The record is from RefSeq and is a predicted model, not a curated record.
AUGGCCGGGACCGGCUGGGCCCCGCCGCGCCUCGAUGAGUUCAUCCUCACCGAGCCCCUCGGCUCCGGCACGUACGCCACCGUCUACAAGGCCUACAGGAAGAGGGACACGCGUGAGGUGGUGGCCAUCAAAUGCGUCAACAAGAGGAGCCUGAACCGGGCGUCGGUGGAGAACCUGCUGACAGAGAUCGAGAUCCUCAAGACCAUCCGCCAUCCCAACAUUGUGGAGCUCAAGGACUUCCAGUGGGACAGUGACCACAUCUACCUGAUCAUGGAGUUCUGUGCCGGAGGGGAUCUCUCCCGCUUCAUCCGGACGCGCCGGAUGCUCCCCGAGAAGGUGGCACGCGUCUUCCUGCAGCAGCUCGCCUGCGCCCUGAAGUUCCUCCACGAUCGCAACAUCUCCCACCUGGACCUGAAACCGCAGAACAUCCUCCUGAGCUCCCCGGAGAGCCCCCAGCUGAAGCUGGCAGAUUUCGGCUUUGCUCAGUACAUGUCCCCGUGGGAUGAGAAGCACGUGCUGCGUGGCUCCCCGCUCUACAUGGCCCCUGAGAUGGUGUGUCGGCAGCACUACGACUCCCGCGCGGACCUGUGGUCCGUGGGUGUCAUCCUUUACGAAGCACUUUUUGGAAAGCCGCCCUUCGCUUCCCGCUCCUUCGCCGAGCUGGAGGAGAAGAUCCGCAGCGACCGGGCCGUGGAGCUUCCCAGCCGGCCCCAGCUCUCUCUGGAAUGCCGGGAUCUCCUUGGACAGCUGCUGGAGAGGGACCCUCGGAAGCGCAUCUCCUUCGAGUGCUUCUUUGCCCACCCCUUCGUGGACAUGGAGCACAUCCCCGGCCCCGAGAGCCUGGGCAAGGCGACCGAUCUGGUGGUGGAGGCAGUGAGGAAGGAUCAGGAGGGAGACGCCAGUGCCGCCUUCUCCCUGUACCGCAAAGCCCUGGAGUAUUUCGUGCCAGCGCUGCACUAUGAAAGCGAUGCUCGGCGCAAAGAAGCCAUCCGGGCCAAGGUGAGGCAGUACAUCUCCCGAGCAGAGGAGCUGAAGGUGUUGGUCACCUCCAGCAACAAGAGCCUCCUGGAGAAAGGAAACCCGACCAGAGAGCUCCUUAAAGAGAUGGCCAAGGACAAGCCUCGGCUCUGCGCGGCGCUGGAAGUGGCUUCGGCUGCCAUCGCCAAGGAGGAGGAAGGCCGGGAUGACAGUGACGCCCUGGAGCUGUACCAGCAGAGCUUGGGGGAGCUGCUGCUGCUCCUGGCCGCGGAGCCGGCGGGGCGGCGGCGGGAGCUGCUCCAUGCCGAGAUCCAGACCCUGAUGGCCCGAGCCGAGUACCUGAAGGAUCAGAUCAAGAUGCGGGAGGCACAAUCCAUGGGCAAAGAGGCGCUGGCAGAGUCCGUCCGGAGCGGCUGUACCUUGCAGUGACUCCCGGGAGCUGCCCGCUGCUCACCGCCCUGCCAGGACACGCCGGCGCCAAGACGAGGCUUCUGUCCCCGCCACCAGGGUGACACCUGGAGGGUCACCUCGGGCUCCCAGCCCCGGGGGCUCCACAGGGACAUCUGCCCCUCUCCCAGGCGCUGGCUCCUUUCCCUGCCAGCCCUGCCUCUCCCGUCUGCUGCUGCAGCCUCCCCUGCCACGGCGACCGGGUUAUUCCACUCUAAUUCCCUCCGCUGGCUGCUGUGGGAAGGGUAUUUUUAUCCUGGCCCUGGGCUCUGGCAGGACAUCCCCCCUGCCUUUUUGGCUGGGUGGUUCUUCCGCCUCCCAAAUUCCUGGGGAGCCCACACGGCCCAGGUCCACAAAUCCGGCCGGGCGCUGAGGGUGGACAGGGAUGCUCCGCUGUGCCUUCCUCGCCCAGCAUCUACCUCUGCAUCCACUGCUGCUCGUCCAGCACCCACUGCACUGUCCCAGCCCAGCCAGAGCUCCCUGCCUCUCACUGCUGGAGCAUUGGGAAUGAGGCUUUUCCUUCCUGAACCUGGAGCGUGACAGCUUCUGGCUGCAUCAUCGGUGUCACGACGGUGAGCAGUGCUCAGCAGGGACCCGCUGAGUCGGGCACGAGCAGCGAUCAGUCACCUUCAGGGAGGCACUCUCAGCAUCCUGCCUGCCCCCCUCCACUCCUCAGGACCCCCAGCAUCCCAGUGGUGUUCCCAGGAGUCACUGGUACAAGGUGCUGAGGUUUCCUGUCCUGCAAAACAAGGUACUUGUCUCAAAAUCUACUGUAUCUCAAGGGAAUGUAAUUUAUUGUCUUUAAUAAACUUUAAUUUUGAUUUCUC